Molecule: messenger RNA, 777 nt
Organism: Meyerozyma guilliermondii ATCC 6260
Lineage: Eukaryota; Fungi; Ascomycota; Pichiomycetes; Serinales; Debaryomycetaceae
Exons: 1
Coding region: 1-777 (258 amino acids)
Cellular component (GO): SAGA complex
Source: RefSeq, a predicted model, not a curated record
AUGCUGGAGACCGAUGGGCAGUGGGAUAUUAUAGUCUCAGCUCUUCAAGAUAUCAGCAACGCAAAUCUGUCCAACCCACUAGAUAACGUCUAUGGUGAUAAGGUAUCUGGCUCUGCAUUAGAUGGGAUGACACCCGACGAACUAGAACAACUUAAACAAGAAGUUAUCGAACAUAAAGCCAAUGUUGCUGUUGUAAAGCGAUUUAUAGACACAUGCAAGGAAAACCUUGGAAUGCUCAUCGAGUCGCAGCAGACUGCUAAGAAGGUUGCGUCACCUGAAAAAGAGGUUGUCAACAGAAAGAGUCUGAAAAUGAAUGGAAAGCAAACAAAGCGUCCAAGACACGGACGACUGUUCUGGACUUCGAAGUAUAAUCCCCUGGAACCAAUAGUAGUGGGGCUGGAGAUCGCUUACAAGCUUAGAAAUCGCCAUUUUGAGGAGUGGAUACAAUGUGAGGUUGUUCGCGUAAUAGGAGAUGGUACGAAGUUCGAAAUUCGAGAUCCAGAACCGGACGAAAACAACAACUUGAGUGAGACGUUUAAAGCAAGCUACAAGGAAAUAUUAUUAAUACCGGCAGAGGAAGUUACGUCCGAGUUGCUGAAUUAUCCAGCGAGCACAAAAGUGUUAGCUCGUUACCCAGAGACUACGACGUUCUAUCCAGCUGUGGUUGUUGGACACAGAAGAGACGGAACUGUAAGAUUAAAAUUUGAUGGAGAAGAGGAAGUGAACAAGGAAACAGAGGUGGAGAGAAGACUCGUGUUGCCUCUACCGGAAAAAUAA